GUUGCACGUGAUUGGAACGCGAUGAUUCACGCGCGAUUGGACUCGGCGAUUUGGCUUUUGGUGUUGAACGAUUGGCAGCAAUGACAGCGCCAUGGAAAGCGCUGCUGCAGCAGGCACUGGCUUCAAACACUUCACCAACCUCUCAGUGGCCAACGCUUGCGACCAUAACCCACGACUAUAAGCCGAGAGUGCGCACCAUUGUUUUCCGCGGAUUCAUAGGCGACACCACCACGUCAUCUGAUACCGAUCGAGUGCGAUGGGAAGAUAUGUUGGUGUUUACUACGGAUGCUCGCAGUGCAAAAGUACGGGAAAUUGUAGCAAAUGGGAGCGGAGAGCUCUGUUGGUACUUUCCGGAAACGAGAGAACAGUUUCGAUUGGCUGGUACCGUCCGGGUCGUCUUGCCCCCUCAUCACACGAUGAGAAUACAUGAGGCCGACAUGCCCAAUUCUGGAAUAGAUUGGGAAGAGCUUCGCAAGCACCACUUUCACAAUCUAUCUCCUGGUGCGCGCUCGCAGUUUCUCUGGCCAAAUCCCAAGCAAACACGUGCGGACACCUCAGGAUGGGUUCAAGCAAUAAAUGAUCAAGAUACACAGGCCAUAUCAGAAGCACUCAAGAAUUUUAGCCUGUUGGUCUUUGAGGUACAGGGGAUAGAUCGGCUUGAGUUGAGGGAGCAUCCAAAUCGGAGAAUGAUAAUGGAAAAGGAGGGUGAAUCGUGGCGUGUUACUGAGAUCAAUCCGUAGUACACAAGUAGAUGGGAGUCUGUAGCAGAGAUUCAUUUCUAGCAGCAAUUUAUAUAUAUUUUGGACACUGUUUCACUACUAUACAACAUUUU
Molecule: messenger RNA, 832 nt
Organism: Spizellomyces punctatus DAOM BR117
Lineage: Eukaryota; Fungi; Chytridiomycota; Chytridiomycetes; Spizellomycetales; Spizellomycetaceae
Exons: 4
Coding region: 81-740 (219 amino acids)
Molecular function (GO): FMN binding
Source: RefSeq, a predicted model, not a curated record